Messenger RNA from Ochlerotatus camptorhynchus, 3678 nucleotides. It is a transcript of the gene Vps50, whose product is annotated as vacuolar protein sorting 50. Gene Ontology annotation, cellular component: EARP complex. The record is from RefSeq and is a predicted model, not a curated record. The transcript has 5 exons. Gene Ontology annotation, molecular function: SNARE binding. Gene Ontology annotation, biological process: endocytic recycling; retrograde transport, endosome to Golgi. The coding region runs from base 344 to 3424 and encodes 1026 amino acids. NCBI's taxonomy places the organism in Eukaryota, Metazoa, Arthropoda, Insecta, Diptera, Culicidae.
UCCAUUCGCGACCUUUCCCUUUUUCUUCCAAAAACUCUUCUCGAAUUUUGGCUUGCGCUGGAAUUUCAAACAUUCCUACUGUAUUCGUCGAAUCAACAAAAUAUAAAGGUGAGAACCGAAACGGCAACAUAUUGUAACAAUAAUUAGUGAUAUUAGUAAGAGUCUGCACCAGCAGCAGCAAGCGAAAUCGGUGCGGGGGCCUUGGGCUGACAAACCUUUAGAAGAGUGUGAAAAAUGUCUUCGUAGCAGCAGCUACUGUUAUAGGUGGUGAUUGUGAUUCAUUGCAGUACGUAACUUUCUCUUCCCAUUUUGAUCGAUCCAACUAAAAACAAACGGAAUAACAAUGGAUCGCAAAGUGGAAGAGAUCAAGUACAAGGUGCUGGAUCUGAUCAACAAGAAGAAGGACGUGAAAAUCCCCAAGAUGGGCUUUACGGAUUACUACGUGCAACAUAAUAGCGUUCAGCCCCAGCAGAAGCAUUCGUCCGUGCCGGGGUCCAGCUCGUCCGGACGAAACUCAGCUGCGUCCUCGUCCAAGUAUGACUACUGUUCGUUCUACGACGAGGAGGAUGGUGAGGGAAAAGAGACGGUCGAUGGACAGAACAAGGACUCGAACAGACUGUCCGAUCAGGAAAUUCUCGAAUCCACCGAAGCGAUCUACUUCGAUGCCGGUAGCAAAACUGGCCUUCACGAGCUAACAAAACUAUCAGAAACAGAUGGACUGCUGAAUUGUCAGUGUAUUGAGAAGGCGAUGGGUACUUUGAAGCAACAGCAUAAGGUGAUCUCGAAGAAAGUGCUUCAGUUGAUACUGGAGCAGCGUCCGGCUUGUAAUGAGGAAUUUCAGCGGAUUCAGGAGACGGAAAGUUUGUUGAGGGAAACGAUUGCCAAGUGCCGCAGUACCAAGGACCAUCUGGACGGGUCGAAGAAGCUUCUAACGACGACAAAUUUGGAAAUUUUGGCUGCCUACAAAAAGCGCCAAACGCUGCUAAAUCUGCUGAAAACGCUGAACGCCUUAAAGAGCAUGAGGUCCAUCGACCAGCGCCUACAGAAGCGUCUAUCGGAGUCGGAUUACAGUGGAGCGAUUGCAAUUUUGUUGGAGAACAAGAACCUCUCCGAACGAUUCCAGCAGUACAAUUGUAUCGAGUCUUUGUCGACGAAGCUGCAGGAUACGUUGAUGAUGAGCGAGAUUCAACUGGAAGCAGUACUAAACGAAGUUCCAACGGGGUUUGAUGCUAAGAAGUAUAGCAAACUGCAGGAAGCGUACAAGUUAUUGGAGAAGCAGCUAAUAGCAAUGGAUCAGUUGCAUAUGAACUUCAUUUCCUCAAUCCACACGGCGGCUUUCACGGUGCUGAAACAGCAUAUGGAAGCAAGCUUGGAAGACAACAAGCAGAAGCUGACCUUCGAACAAAUGUGUGAGAAUGUCCCAUGCGAAAAGUACAUCCACUGUUUGACGGAUCUAUGUAGGGGCUUCUGGAAAAUUUUGGUUUCGUACUACCAGGUUCGAUGCUGGCAUCAGAAUCAGAAACUUUACGAAAAAGGAAGGGAGGCACAGCGCAAGGAAUCGGUUCAGCAGUCCAACGAAAGCUUCCACGAGGAAUACAUUCAGCAAAAGCUGGAAAUGGGUCAGUUUCGGCUGUGGAACGACAUCCAGUCGAAGAUUUGUAUUUUCAUCAACAGCACCAAGCUGAGUUCCUUGAAGUACGAGUACUUCAUUCAAAUCUUGGCCAUCGUCCAGCGGCUGAAGAAGGUCGGAAUCGAAUUCUGCGAGGAUCCCUCCGAGAAACUGAUGGAACACAUGCAACGUCAUAGCGUGGAGUUUUUCCGCCGGUAUCACAUCGCUUGUCUGGAGGAGAUUGGUCUAUUUUUCGACCACGAAGUAUGGGUCCCGAUUGGGAGCUUCACCGACGUCAGCCAGCUGCAAGAGUAUAAGAACUUCAAACAUGCGCUGAUCAAAAAUCAAAACGGAACCAUCCGCAGUGGUGGACGAUCCUCGAGCCAGGAGAACAAAUCACUCGACCCACUAGGAAUAGGCAGCUCCAAUCGCCCUGUUAACAGCACUUCAUCUGUCCACUCGCAGGAUGAGAGCUCUCUGUACGGCUCAUGUGGCUAUUUCCUGCGAUUCACUGAGAAAAGCUCCCCCUUCGAUGGGGGUUUCGAUUGCACCAUGCUUGAGGAAGACAUCCUAGCUGGAAUCGCUGACGAGUCAUCCUACUACUACUCGGAAGAUAGCAGCGACAACAACGAGAACUACUACGAUCAAAGCCCGGAAGCGAAGCAGAAACCGCUUCCAAUCGCCACCACCUUUGCUCCUCAAAACUCCUCAUCCAAUCUCCUCACAGUGUCCAAUACAUCCCUGACCGUACUGCGGUGCAUCGGACGCUAUCUGUACUUCUGCAAGCUGCUACAGUCGAUCGCUCCGCACAUCGUCAUGUCCAUGACGGAGCUGCUGGACUUCUAUCUAUUCUCGGUGCACGAAAUUUUCUCCCGGGACCUUCCCGUGCCGCGAGACAAUCUCUACUCUCCGGCACUGAAACGAAUCCUUUCGCGAAUCCAAACCACCAUCGUUCCAAAACUGCGCAAAUGGCCCCUCUCGGACGAGAUGAUCAAGGAAGACCUCGCCAAUCCGGAACUGAUGUACGGGCUGCAGAAGCGAAUCGUCGCGGCGGAGAGCUGUCUCAGCUUGAUCGGGCAAUUCCGCCUGAUGGAAGAGUACUUAGGUGGACUGCUGCUGCAGUCCGAUCCGUCCGGGCAGGAUCAACUCCGGAGGUAUCUGGCGGAGGCCGUCGAGUGCAUUCCGGACGUGCGAAAGCCCAUCUAUAUGUGCGUGACGGCGCGGGUUGUCGACAUCCAAAAUGUGCUGCACGCCAUGGGGAAGGUCAAGUGGGACAUCAACCACGUCAACGUGCAGCACAGUUCGUACGUAGAUACGAUGAAUCGGGGAGUGCAACACUUUGCCAUGCGACUGGAGGAAGCUUCCGGGCAGCAGGCCAACAUUCCAAAGGAUGCCCUCUGGGACUGUUUCGUACAUGUGCUAACGCAUCUGCUGGUCGAAGGCUUCUCGAACGCGAAGAAAUGCUCCCCCGGCGGUCGAGCCCUGAUGCAGCUGGACUUUAUUCACUUCAUCUCGAUCCUGGAGAUCAUCUCCGCCGACAAGUACCCGGAGCAUCGGGCCUACGUCGAGCAGUACAUCAAGGCGUACUACCUACCGAAGGACCUGCUGGAGGAGUGGCUCACCGAGGCCUUCGGCCGGGGCUAUUCGGUGAAACACCUGACCGGGCUGGUCCAGUGUGCUUGUAGCAGUGAUAAGAAAAUACGCCAGAAGCUGCUUGCCCUGGUGGAAAGCACUGGCAGUAUUAGUAACAAUAACAGUGGUGAUAAUGCUUCUAGCAGUAGUCAACGCGAGCAGGAUCUGAACAAAGAAUCUUAAAGUAUUGCUUAAGUUUAAUCUUUUCUCUCUCUCCUUUUUCUCACGUACUGACACGGUGGUUUUCCAUUUCUGUUCAAUCUUUUUAGAUAAAUUAAUUUAGAAACUUAGAUGGGUUCCAAGCAACAGCAUGAAAAAAAAGACAUUAUCAUAUUUAGAGCAAUCUCUGUUGUUUUAUUAAUAAUUUUAUUUGACAUAAUAUAUUCCCGAAGUUUAUUUUAUUCGACAGAACAAAGCUAUGUACAUUAAAUAGUAAA